AAAAAAAAUAAUGGGGAAUUGCUUAAGGCAUGAGUCAGAAAUGCACUGGGCUGGUGAAGAUUGGGAUGAUUUCUUCACAGAAGAUGAAGAAGAUCGUCAUAGCUCUAAAACCUCAAGAAAGGCUAAAACAUUAGUUGUUAGAAGCGACAGUAAAUCCUCUGAUCCAUCUCAUGAGAUCAAGAUCAGGCUCACGAAGAAGCAGCUCCAGGAUUUGCUGACUAAAGUCAGCGUCGAUGACUUGACCUUUCAUCAACAGGUCAAUAACUACGAAGAAUUCAAUCAGCAACGGUCAUGGAGACCGGUUUUGCAGAGCAUACCAGAGGUUUAAUUGAGAUUUUCAGGGAUAUUGUCAUGUUGUAUAUAUUUUUAGGCGUUUUUUCACUUUCUUUUUGUAUUUUUAGAGUAGGGAUUUUGAUGCAUGUAAAAGUUUGGAUUUGUUUUCCUUUUUGUACCGAUAACACUUCUCUUUUUGUUUGUCAGAUUGUAAAUAUGAAGAUAAACUCUAGAAUCCACACAACUUUGAUUGUUAAUAACA
This is a messenger RNA of Eutrema salsugineum, 535 nucleotides long. RefSeq lists its product as uncharacterized. The transcript has a single exon. The record is from RefSeq and is a predicted model, not a curated record. Lineage: Eukaryota; Viridiplantae; Streptophyta; Magnoliopsida; Brassicales; Brassicaceae. Bases 11 to 328 code for a protein of 105 amino acids.